AUGCAUUCCUCAAAAUUGCGUUUGAGUGACCCGUGGAGCAUGGAGAAAGAGAGCUUGAAUCCAUCUCACCUACCAGAAUUAGGACCUCAAUUGGGACUCUAUCUGACCCCCGCUGAGGAUUCUGGACUGUUCGUUGGAAGCAACAGUAUUCAUCAUCAACCGGAAGAACUGUACAAUUCACCUUCUCGUGAUUCAUGGCAAUACUCUCCUCAACCAGUUCCUUUGGAUUCUCUUUUAUUCGACCCCGAGCCAACGAAUCAGUCUUACGGAGACGGAUUCAACCUACAACCUUCCUCCAUCGCGACAUACACCGCUACCGAUGGCUCCCUGGAAAUGGGACCACCUACAAACCCGUCGACACGCCAAGUCCCCCAGAUAUUCGUCGAUAUCUCAGCACUCGACCCCACACCGCCCUUGGCGUUUCCUCAGGGCCAUAUUUACUCUCCUGUGGAAUACACACCCACAUCCAGUGGGUACGCAGGUUACUCUACCUUGGGACAGUCUAGUCCAUCAAGCGGCGGUUCGUUACCUCCAACUACACCUGCAAUGUCUCCGCUAGCCGGGGGACAUACGUUCGUCAAUCAUUCUCCCAGUUCACCGACUUCGCCUUUUGUAAAUUCGUCUGAUCUUCAGAUGCUUCCGAAUUUCUGCUACGGUGUAGACGAUGCUCCGCAGACUGUGCCAGACAUUGCGGCCCGUUAUGCAUCCUCUCAUGACGGCCCAUUGGUUCCCCAGAGGACAUAUCGUCCUCACACUCAGAGCGACAGGCGGCGUUACGUCGAGGAAGUCAAGCUUGAGGAACCCAUCAUGUUCUUCACGACCGAUCCGGCUGUUUGCGGCAUCCCUCUUUGUGAUGCGCUCACAAGCAAGUUCAUGCGCUUGGUUGGCCGGGACGAUCUGAUGUUCGUUAACCGUGGCCCAUCCGUUUCCAUCAGGCUCAUGUGGCCAGGAUAUGUGCCGUGGAGUAGACAGAUACCGACCAGGGAUUUCAGAACACCUCCUGGUCCCAUCACUCGCUCUAAACUGGCUAAGAAUGUUGCAAAGACCAUACAGCGGUUUUUAGAUGAGAUGCAGCAACAGCGGAUGGAAGAGGAUGCUGAUCGCCGAUGGCGUGUUGGCAACAACCAUAUUCGGCUGGAGCACCUGGUCCUCGUAGGACUUCAACACGUUUCGAUGGGCAGCUGGCAGGCCUAUAUCCGCCUCCGUAGACCAAUGUUGGUACCGUCAUGA
Messenger RNA from Sparassis crispa, 1230 nucleotides. RefSeq lists its product as hypothetical. NCBI's taxonomy places the organism in Eukaryota, Fungi, Basidiomycota, Agaricomycetes, Polyporales, Sparassidaceae. The transcript is spliced from 5 exons. The record is from RefSeq and is a predicted model, not a curated record. The coding region runs from base 1 to 1230 and encodes 409 amino acids.